Molecule: messenger RNA, 2223 nt
Organism: Zychaea mexicana
Lineage: Eukaryota; Fungi; Mucoromycota; Mucoromycetes; Mucorales; Lichtheimiaceae
Exons: 3
Coding region: 85-1998 (637 amino acids)
Biological process (GO): SCF-dependent proteasomal ubiquitin-dependent protein catabolic process
Cellular component (GO): SCF ubiquitin ligase complex
Molecular function (GO): protein binding
Source: RefSeq, a predicted model, not a curated record
UCUUUUUCUCUUUUUCUUCUUACUUAUUACUCUAGCAAAUCUUACAAACAAUCAUCGCUUACUCAAUUAUAAGUAUACUAUAUUAUGGUGGUGUCAAAGCAAGCAUACAGCAGCCUUUUUUCAGCGUUCCAAUGGUCGUCAUCAAAGCCAGGGACUUCAUCCAAACAAGUUGUUACUACGUUGUCACCAUUGGACAAGGCACAAGAAAAAGCACAAAAAAUCAUUCGCGCUUCACCUACGUCUGCCAAAGGCUAUAUUCAAUCUGCUCGCGUUUAUAAAGAAAGCGGCGAUCUUCAGAAAGCACUCGGUGUUUACAGACAAGGACUUCGAUUCGUGCCGCCAGAAGACCCUCUGCACGCGCAACUACAAAAGGAAAAACAACAAGUGUCAGCCACACUGUUGCAAAGAAGCCGCGGCUUCCAUCAGCUGCUGCCAUACGACGUUGUCUGUCUGAUAUUCGGAAGCUUGGACUUUAGAGAUAUGCUACGUUGUACGGGUGUCUGUCAAGGAUGGUGCAAUUUUAUGAUGGAUUGGCCGGAGUUUUGGCAACGGAUGUCUCGAGAAAUGCCGCAAAUGAGCAGAUCCACGCUGGAUCCUUUGUUGCGACGUCAAGCACAAGAGUUUCGGCUGGAUGGUCAGGAUGCUGGUUUGGUACACGAUAUCCUAGUAUUUCUGGCGCACUCAGAUAAUCACUUUAUGCAAAAACUAUCUUUCAAAAACAUUACUUUGACAUUUGAGCAAGCAAAUCUCUUGGGCACCGCUCUUAAAUCAACAAGCCCUCCAGUAAAGCGAAUUGAAUUUGUUGACUGCAAGAUUCCUAUAACUCGAAUAGUCGCGCCUAUAUUGCAAGCCUGCUCAAGCAUGGAACACAUAUCGUUUUCGCAAACUGACGCGUACGGAACAUUGCCUUACGGUGACGCUCCUAAGAAAAAAGAUUUCCGCAUGCCAGACUUCGAGUAUACAUCGCUUACCUAUCUCAAACUUGGUGUUGAUAAUGCGGGUAAUAACUACGGGCUGAUCGACAAUGGUCGGCUCGCUGGCAUUUUAAGUCGGUGCCUCAAUCUUGUACACUUGUUCCUGGACUCUAACGGCACAACCCAUCACGGAUACAACAUCACACAAGUCUUGAAGCACUGUCAUCGUCUUGAAAGUUUGGUCGUAGGCCCAAAGGCAGACUUACCUGCUGCUUUGAGUCACAUUGAUGAGAGCGAGUUUGACAGCAUCAGCAAUAAUGACAGCGUGGCUGGCCCGCCUUCUUCUACAUCACUAAGUGCAACACCAUCAGCAUCAAACAAUGGCAGUAGCAACAAAUCCAACAAUAGCAGUAGCCCACCACGAGGAUUGCGACGUCUCAUUUUGAGCGGCAGCGUUAACGUGACUGAUAGCGACAUGGUUUCAAUAUACAAAAAGUGUCACAGCACACUAGAGCUACUCUAUCUGCAUUACGAUGGUGCAAGGAUUGCUUCCAGUUCAUUCUACAGACUUGCAUACCAUGAAGCACCAAAAUUGCGCGAAAUUUAUCUGGCGACCGAAAACGCCAGUGGAACAGGGAAUGCCAAACAUCCUCCUAUCGCCAAAGCAUUGACGGCCCUCUUCUCUUCAUGUCCAGCUGUAGAAGUGAUAGACAUUAAUGAUUCUCUAAGUGCAUCAGCUCGUUCAUUCUAUGGCGGCUGCUAUCUCCGUGUCAGUAAUGGGGUGCUCAAGUCUAUUGCCGAAAAUUGUUUCCAACUGCGUAAACUGAGGAUCGUUGGUUGUCGACAACAUACUAAAGACGGUUUGAUCCACUUUGCUUCUACAGGGAAACUGCGACGACUUGUUGACUUGGAGAUGGAUAUGGAAUGGCAAAAUGUGUUGGAGGUGGUUAACAAUCUUACAUCGCUGCAGCGAUUACAUGUGCGCAAGGAUUCGUAUGGUACUCAAACGGCCUUCCCACAAAGCCAUAAAGAGACAGCGAGCCGGAUCUUGGGAGAGCGUGGAGGCGACCUUACUUUGGCGUAAACAUAUGUACUAUAUUGAGUAACGCUUGUAAGUUUUAGCUAGCUUACCUUUCAAUUGACAAAUCGAACGUCACAGCCUUUUCAUUUAUGCCUAUGUAAAUUUCUUUUCACAAUGAUCAAUAAUAAAAGACAAAGCGGUAUGUUAUUGACAGCAUUGCAUAAAGUGCUCUGGACUACUACCAUAGCAAUACACAAAGUUGGCUUAAGUGAAGAUUUGAUAGAUCAC